AUGUCUCUCUUUCUUAUCUCAACUAGUCGAAAUAUUUCUUCUCUAUAUCGUCAACGUUUUCUAUCGUUUACUCCUCGUCUUCUUUCUUCGAAUCAAUACAACAAUGACAUCAUUCAAGCUAAAAAACAACUAAAAGUUAAUCCAUCAUCAGCUAAACAAUCACCUCGUCUUCGUCGGUAUCAUUAUUAUGUAUUGUCUAUUGCCACUGGAGCAUUAAUCGGUACAAUUUAUGCUUUACGUCAAGUAAGAAAACAUGAAGGAAGUCUACCUGAAUAUGUUGCGAAUCCUGAAUUACUCGAACGUAAAGCUAUGGAAGCUCGUCCUUUACCACCACCGGUAACUAAACAUAUUACAUUUGAUGCUCCACCACGAAAAAAUUUCCCAUUUAAUAUAACACUUUAUCAAUUUGUAACUUGUCCAUUUUGUUGUAAAGUACGUGCUUAUUUAAAUUAUAAUCGUAUACCAUAUGACAUAGUCGAAGUGAAUAGUGUAACGCAAAAAGAAACGAAAUGGUCUUUAUAUAAUAGUGUACCAAUAGUUGUUAUUGAAAAUGAACAGAUACAAUUAAAUGAUUCCAAUAUGAUUAUAUCAGCUAUUGAGUCUUAUUUACGUCAACCAACACAAACAUUUAAAAAUAUCAUGAAAUUAUAUAAAUCAGUUGUUGAAAAAGAUCAAAAAGGAAAUUUAAUUUUUAAUUAUCCAAAUAGAUAUUUUAUUAUUGAACCAUUAAUAAAUGAUCAAUUAGAAGUAAUUAAAGAAGAACAAAAACCAAUAGUUAAUAAUCAAACAGAAUCAUUUUUUACUAGAUUUUUUUCAAGAUUUUUUUCAAGAUCAAUAUCUCAAUCUGAUAUUGAUUCAAAAAAACUUCAAAAUGAACCUAUUUAUAAACCAAAAUCUAAUGAAGAAAAUGAAUAUGAACGUCAAUGGCGUGAAUGGGUUGAUAAUACAUUUAUUCAUGUAAUAUCACCAAAUAUUUAUUGUACAUUAAGACAAUCACUUAAUACAAUGCAUUGGUUUUCAAAAGUUGGUGAAUGGGAAGAAAUAUUUCCAUGGUAUCAACGUUGGAUUUUUAUUUAUGUUGGUGCUAUUACUAUGCGUGGUCUAGCAAUAUAUCUUAAGAAAAAAUAUAAUUUAAAUGAUAAUGUUAGAAUUUCUUUAUAUGCAUGUGGAAAUGAAUGGGUUAAUUCUAUUGGUGAGAAAGAUUUUCAUGGUGGAUCCGAACCAAAUCUAGCUGAUUUAAAUGUUUAUGGUAUUCUAACGACUAUUCAAGGAAGUGAAGCAUUUCAAGAUCUAAUGGAUAAUACAAAAAUUCAACCAUGGUUUAAACGUAUGAAAAAUUUAGUUGAACUUCAUCGUAUUGAUACUUCAAUAAUGACGAUCAUUGAAUGUACUGGUUGUACUUUGAUUGCAUAUGGAAUACCUUUCUCAAUGUUUGUAUUUACAAUUGCACAUCAUCCAUUUCGUGUUAUUAUUGCAAUGACAAGUGCAUUUUUUUGGUUAUUAUCAUUAUUAUUAUCUUCAUUACUUUGGUUUGCAGUUGUUCCAUUACGAAAUCAACUUGGAUUUGCAGUACCAUUUGCUGUUUUAUUUCAAGAAAUAUUUCGAUAUUUAUUUUAUCGUGUUAUUAAAAAAGCUGAAUUUGCUCUACAAAAAGUUCAAAUGCAAGAAUUAACAGAAAAAGGAAUGGUUUUUGAUAGAUUUGCUGUUGCAUAUGCUGCUGGUUAUGGUUUUGGUUUCAUAAGUGGAACAUUUGCUAUUGUUAAUGUAUUGAGUGAUAUGACCGGUCCAGGUACUAUUGGAAUAUUUGGACAUUCACAAGAUUUUUUUAUUGCAACAGCUUUUCUGACAUUAGCUAUUAUUCUUUUAAAUACAUUUUGGGGUGUCGUUCUUUUUACAUCAUUAGAUCAAGGUGGUAUUCAUCAAUAUCUUGGUCCAAUAGUUGUUGUUUUAACACAUAUGCUUUUUUCUUGUCUUACUUUAUUUAAUCGAACAACAAGACCAAUUUAUUCAAUUUCAAUUAUAACUGGUUAUGUUAUUUUAUGUGGAAUAAUUGUAUAUGCAUUAUUUUUACGUGGAUUUAAUAUUCGUCAAAGAUUAAAUCGACAAUAG
Molecule: messenger RNA, 2109 nt
Organism: Rotaria sordida
Lineage: Eukaryota; Metazoa; Rotifera; Eurotatoria; Philodinida; Philodinidae
Source: the annotation of a GenBank genome assembly